GUCAACAUCUCAGUGCGGGGCUCGUGCCAGAACGUGCUGGAGACCAUGGUCCGGGGCACGUGGUUGAGGAGAUCGCACAGUGAGCCGGAGUUAGAGGCUAUCAACAGGUUUCUCCACGAGGCAAGGGCCGGACAUUUCCUGCCAUAUUCUUUGCAAAGAGAAGACAAAAUGUGUGGUGAGUCACGUCAAACGGGGCUUUACUAGUACACAAGACUAAACAACACCAAAUAAAUCCUCCUUCCUUAUUCCUCACCACGAAAUAACAUCUCAAAAUAAUCUCCCUUCCUCGAACCUCUCUCCCCACCCGUGGCUUAUGAAGGGAGAUCAGAGAUGGCGGUCCGCCCGGCGUGGCACUCUUUUUAAAUGGAUGGGCAACUGCAGAGUUUUUUCUUGAAAGUUCGAGGCAGAACUCUUGCCUGUCCCAGGCGGUAUUAACCCUAGCUACUCCACAGCUCCCCACCAUCACAACAGCACACCAAUAACAUCACACGCCCAAUAAUCCUCAUUCGUCAACAUAACAAGCUACCAAGAAAUUAUUUAAAAGAAAAAAUAUAUUUAAAAAAACCUACACCACAACAACAAAUUAUACGGAGCACCUCCAUUUUUCUCUGAAAGGGAAUCUAAGUUUUGAUGAGCUGGAAGGACGAAUGCAUGACUUACACUGGUUCAGGGCCCUGUGUGACCCAGAAGGAGAUACCCCUUGCUGUUUCCAUAAUAGAUGUGUUGCCAUGACAACAGACGCGUGCCAGUGCCACCAGUGCUACGAUCUGAGGCAGCAAAUUCAUGCCGAGUUGGCCGAAUGGAAGCCAUCUGAUCCCGAAUGUCAGGUGACUAUUUCAAUUAACCAAAAAAAAAAUAAUUCUUUUGAAGAAUUACUUUUAUUCUUUCUAUAUUUUUCUAAAAAUAAAAGUAAAUACGCGAAAUUGGUGACGUAAUGGGAAAAUGCCUAUAAAAACUGUACGUUACAGGACAGUUUAUAAGUAAGGCCCGCGAAGUGGCUUGUUGGCAUACACGCUGUGGGGUAGGUAGAGGUCAGUGGUUCUCAACCUGUGGGUCGCGACCCCUUUGUGGGUCACACGACUCGUUCCAAGGGGUCGCCUAAGACCAUCUGAAAACACAUAUGUUCUACAGUUAUGAAGUAGCAACGAAAAUAAUUAUGUGGCUGGGGGUCGCCACACUAUGAAGGAACUGUGUUAAAGGGUCGUUAGGAAGGUUGAGAACCACUGCUCUAGGUGGUCCUUGUGUUAACCUCCGAGAUAAAGCUGAUGGAAGAAUGUUCUUCUGUCUUGCCAUUUCAGAUGACGUCGUUCACAGGUCCUGAUGACGUUUGUCACAUACUGCACAACAUGACGGUGUAUGUGAUCGGCGACUCGCUGCUACGCCAUGUCUACACAUCGCUGCUCACUCUCGUCAGACAAGGAAAGCACUACGGCCCCCUAGAGCAG
This is a messenger RNA of Lymnaea stagnalis (great pond snail), 1445 nucleotides long. NCBI's taxonomy places the organism in Eukaryota, Metazoa, Mollusca, Gastropoda, Lymnaeidae. The record is from the annotation of a GenBank genome assembly.